Molecule: messenger RNA, 11510 nt
Organism: Corvus hawaiiensis (hawaiian crow)
Lineage: Eukaryota; Metazoa; Chordata; Aves; Passeriformes; Corvidae
Gene: ATPSCKMT
Product: ATP synthase c subunit lysine N-methyltransferase
Exons: 5
Coding region: 242-895 (217 amino acids)
Biological process (GO): peptidyl-lysine trimethylation; regulation of mitochondrial ATP synthesis coupled proton transport; positive regulation of proton-transporting ATP synthase activity, rotational mechanism
Cellular component (GO): mitochondrion
Molecular function (GO): protein-lysine N-methyltransferase activity
Source: RefSeq, a predicted model, not a curated record
UCGCGGCCGCAUCCCCCCGCUCACGGGGGCGGGGAGGGAAGGAGAGAGGAUGUACUGAACGGGGUGGAGUACGAGCGCCGAGCGCGGCGGCAGGGGGCUGCGCCGGGUGACGUGAGGGCGGAGGAGUGAAGACAGGCACACGGCGGAAACAGUGUGUGCGGCGCUUCUCUCCGGAGCGUCUUCAGAAAGGUUUCGGUCCCCCACCCUUGCGUAGUGAAGUGGUACUGCCCUUCUGUGCGCGAUGUCCCAGGCGGUAGCGAAGGAGAUCCCGCAGGAGCAGGGCGAGGGCGGCUCCCGGAGGAGCAGCUGGGGGCUGCUGGUCACGGCCGGUGUGGGAGGGACCUUGGUGGCCCUCUAUGCUGUGGCCACCCCCUUCGUGACCCCGGCCCUGAGGAAGGUGUGCCUGCCCUUCGUUCCUGCAACUGCCGCUCAGAUCCAGAAUGUGCUGAAAAUGCUGGAAAACAGAAGUGGCUCCCUAGUUGAUAUUGGUAGCGGGGAUGGCCGCAUUGUGAUAGCAGCUGCAAAAAAGGGAUUCCAAGCUGUCGGUUAUGAAUUAAAUCCGUGGCUAGUCUGGUACUCCAGAUACCGUGCCUGGAGAGAUGGGGUACAUCAGAAUACCAAAUUUCAUAUUUCAGACUUAUGGAAGGUUUCUUUUUCCCAUUAUACAAAUGUUGUUGUUUUUGGAGUACCUCAAAUGAUGCCACAGUUGGAGAAGAAGCUGGAAGAUGAACUUGAAUGUAAUGCCAGAAUCAUUGCCUGUCGCUUUCCUUUCCCUUGCUGGAUUCCAGAUCAUACUACUGGAGAGGGAAUAGACACUGUGUGGGCCUAUGAUUUGAAACGUUCUAGGGGAUGCGAAACAAAGAUCUUGGAAAUUACAGCAGAGACAGAAUCCUAAACAUCUAAUUCGGUUUUUUACUGAAAUUUUUAGCUUUGACUGGGCCUGUUGAAGAUAAGAUUAACACAGAUAGAGCCCUGGCAUAUGAAGAUCUAUAUUCACUAUAAAAACUAAAGUACAGUGAUUGUCUGAAAGCACACCAAGGUUACUGAAAGGUGUAGUUAAAUUGCUUAAUACAGUGUCCUGGUUUAACGCCUUCUGGCAGUGAAAUACCACACAGAUAUUCACUCACCCCAGUCCCCACACUCCCCCAGUAGAAUGGGAAAGAAAAUUGAAAAAAAUGUCAUACCUAUGACCAUGGAUUAAGAUAGGAAUAGUUUAAUAAUUGAAAUAAAUUUAAUAAUAAUAACAACAAUACCAAGAGAGGAGUAAAACCCAAGAAAGACGAGUGCUGCACAAUACCCUCGCUCACACCCACUGACAGAUGCCCAUUCCAUCCCAGAGCAGUGAUUGGCCCCUCCCAGCCAACUCUUCCCAGUUUGUAUACUGGGCAUGAUGUUCUGUGAUGUUCUGAAUAGCCGUUUGGUCAGUUCAACUCAGCUGUCCUGGCCAUGCUCCCUCCUGGCUUCUUGCGCACCUCCUUGUUGGCAGAGCAUAAGAAACUGAAAAGUCCUUGGCUUGGAGUAAGCACUGCUCAGCAUCAACUAAAACAUCAGUGUGUUAUCAGCAUUAGUCUUAUUCUAAAUCAAAAAUACAGCACUCUACCAGCUACUAAGAAGAAAAUUAACUCCCAGCUGAAACCAGGACAUGUUGUUAGCCAAAAUUAUGAAAAAGUUUUUAUAGAGGUGGAAAACUUUAAUAUGGAAAAUGGGUUAGAACACCAUUCACUACAGUUAGGGGGAAUAUAUGUAUAAGUUAAAUGCUCAAAUUGGUGAACUUACACAUUCUUUCAGAAUUGUUAUUGGUGUUGGAAGUGGUGUGCAAGUGGCUCCUCAAAUGAGCUGUUUCCCAAAUGUCUGAAUUACGUAUGCCAAGUGGCAUGAUGCUGCAUGCACAAAACUGAUCCAGAUGGAGUGUGAUGAUGACACCGAUGUUUCACACCUCAGCCUUGAAUGUGUACUUUUAAAAGUUGAGUAUGACUAAAGAGGCAAAUAUAACUUGUCGUUCGUUCAUUAUCACAAGUGCCACCUCUGAUUAUAUUAAUGUACUUUUAUUUAACUUGUGUGCUGUUUUAACAGCAGCUGGAAAAGAAACCCCAAGUAAGCCCCUCCCCUUCUCCUUCACAUCUUUCAGUAAGGGAGGGGCAAAAGCAGAAAUUAUGGGUUGAGGUAACAAUUUACUGAAAGCACAAAGCAAGAAUAAGACAUGGCACAGGAACAACAGCAAUAUUAAUAGCAAAAGGAUACAAAAAGAGCAGGUAUUUUACUGACAGAAAAGGUGUUCACCACUGGGAACAACAAUAAGAUGGCGGAUGCUUCCCAUAGAUCAUGUCUGCAUGGCUUCCCCAGACAUCGGCAGCAUGAUGGCUGGGGAGGCAAAAUGGCCAACUUUCAGUGGAGCACCAGGAUUUUCCUUCCUACCGAAACCAUCCCCCCAGCAAGGGUUUGGGAGGUAUAGAACACCAAAACACCAACCUGGCCACAGCGCUAAGCUCUGACCCCUCUCUGCAACCAGGACAACUUGUUAUGUGAACACAAAACUGCAGAAGGAUGGAUGCUCUUGCUGAACUCUUACUGGUAUAAGCUGUUGCAGACAACCAUAAUUUUUCCUAACCUUUCUGAUUUAGGAAGGGUUUCAAAAGUCAUUUACUUGUCACAGAAGUGCCACCAAUUCUGUGUGCUCAAACUUUGGAUAAAGAUACGGAUGAGAGUUGCUUACUUGAAUACUUGAAGUCUGUCUCUUGAUUCCAGAGCUAGUUGUUCUGGCUCGUUUGUCUAUAUCUGAUUAAACUUCAUUUAAUUUAUAGUGAGAUGAGAAGGGAGGUUUUCAUCAGACUUGUUUCCCCGUCUGUUUUUCUGUAUCAUUGGAUGAGAUCUCAGAAACUCAUGGUAUCGCUGUGUGGCUUUUCCUUGUAAGUGAAGCAAGUUGUCCCUGUCCUUUUGCUGAUGCUGGUUUGCAGUGGAGUACUGUCACUGCAUGGAAGUUUUCCUUUUCUGCCAUGGUUACAACACCUUUCUGUUGUAUCAUGUUCUGCUUACUUGUUCUUCUUUUCUGGUUUCCAGGUAAAGUCUUACUGUGUUCACCCAUUAGCAAUUAGUGAGAGUUCAUAGUCAGCCUCCCCUGGCCCCAGUUAACGUACAGUCUCUUUGUUAAGCAGUAACUAUGCAAGUUUGUCAGAUCUUUGCAUAUAUGUUUCCCAUAGAAUGAAGCUAAAAAAAGCUGGGCAAUUGUCACCUGACUUCAAGGCAGUCAUUACCACAACUAAAAUGAUCUCAGUCCAAGAGAAGUGCUGAGACCCUACAAUUUGAGGUAAAUACAAAGUCUGACAUUUUAUCAGGUGUUGGUAAAGCAAAUUUGGCUGGUCUGUAGAAUCUGACUUGAAGAGAAGUUGGAUGUUAUUUGGGAUGUACCCUGGCUUUUUGGUGCAAGGGGACAGGAAGGAGAAGUUAAAAUGUAAGUAUAAUAAUCCUGCUCUGAGGAUUUGAAAUGGAGCAUGGUUUUGUCCUGAAAAUGUACACAAAGCAGGAGAAGAAAGGGGCAAAUAUAUUUGGAGUGUGCAAAGGAGAGGUGAUUUCAGCCUUGCAUGGAAAGGCACAGCUGUGAACAUGAGGACUGUGUGUACUGAAGAACACCAGUGUCUGGUAAGCAGUCUUACAGACUUUUGCUGCAAGAAUGCAUAAAGCAUCUUGUAAAACUACACUAAAUUCUUUCUAUAAUGAUUUAAGUGUUAUGAUCAUUGCACAAUGACAUGACAAGGGAUAGAGUGGCUUAUCUAAAAUGCCUGAAUUUAAUAUCCCAAGGCUAUAAAACUGGAACCUCAGACAAAGCAAAUCUGAAUGUUUUCUAAUGAAAAUAGACUAACAAAGGGGAAAUUGGCUAAUUAAGCGAAGUUCUUCCCUGAAUGAUCAUAAAGGAAAAGAGGAGGCAAAAGAUUUUGAUCCCUUGAAUUGUGACUCAUCUGCAGUGCAGUGCUUUGACCCAGGUUUCUACAGCCUGCUUUCACUAAACUUAGUUUGUAGGGAAUGAAGCAGUUAUUUAUUUUUCUCCUGUGUGACUAUAUAUUUUUCUAUUGCAUUAACCUUUGCCUGUUAAAAGUUAAAACUGAGUUUCUCAUUUUUGCCUGUGGUAGAGGUUUUGGGAUGUGCACUUCCUAGUUACCACCUAUUGCUCCAGAACUACUUGCUGAGGAGGGCACAAUAGAAUUAAUGAUGUGGUGACCUGAGCUAUAGGAGUACUAAGUGCUGUCCUCAAGGCAAGGAGAGAUUUAUGAAUGUUUUCAAGUAAUGCAGAGGGCUGUUUCUUGCUCUGGCUAUUUACUUUUGGGGGCCUCCACUGAAUUAGGCAGUGGUCUGAAGGUUUGGGAUUCCUUAUGACAUAAGGAAAUGUGCUGUAUUUCCUGUUUCCGUGGCCUAAGUGUGAAAUGGAAAGCAAAGUGUUCCAAUUUACACAGGAGGACUGGGAAAUAAUUUUCUUGAUACAUUGUCCUUUCCUGUCACUUGCUAUGUUCAUUUGAUAGUUUUCAAGAUUAACUACUUGACUGUGACUUUAGUUACCACUGUAUGGAUUAUUAUGUUGAUACACUUCCAACUGCUAAAGUAAUGUAUUAUGAUUUUGUUGAUAUGAUACUUCAGAAUAAAAAAUUGUUUCUUCGGAAAACCAGGAAAGAGAAUUACCUUAAUCAAAUGAUAGCAUAGGUCUGAAGCCAAAAGGAGGAAACAUUCAAGCUACUCAUGCUGUUCAAUACCAAAGUAAUUCAGAUGCACAGAAAAACCUGUAGUUUUUCUUUGUUUGUUUCUUAUAGUAGAAUCACUUGCCUUUUGGAGUUACUGAUGUUAUUCUUUCCUUGCCCUGCCAGAUUUUAGCAAAAAAAAUUGCUGAAUGACUAAUGCUUUCUUGAAAUACUGUAGAAUUUGAUUUGUUUGUAAAUAGUAAAGGUCAGGGUCAGACCUAGAAAUGUUUUUGUUCUCCCCCCCCCCUCCCCUUUUUUUCUUUAUUGAGACACAUUAUGUCCAUGCAGGUUUUGUGAUGCAAGAUGAAUUGUGCCAAUGCAGCAUCUUAGUGCUGCAAUUCUAAUUUUGUAGUUUUCCAUUUCCAUUUUUCAGAAAUUGGCUUUGUAGAGAGAAGGAGGUGGUGGUAUGGCUGCAAGAAAGACGUGAUAGGCAGUUUGCUCAGUAAGUUGCAGUCACUACAGCCACACAGCAGUCAACCAAACUUGUCCAGAUUUGUUUGGGAAAUAUACACAUUUUUUGUGGGUUUUAGGCAUUUCUGUAUUACUGGGCAUAUUGAAGUUCUUGGUUUAUCCUCUGGUCUGAUUACAUGCUGCUACUUAAUCUAAUACUGCUCCAAGGAAGUUAAUCCUCUGUCUCUGAGCUACUGUUUAUUUCUGAGUCAGGAGUUGUAGCCAGGUAAGAAGAUACAGAAUCCAGUUUCAGAUUAAGCACCACACAAACCGGUUGAGUGAAUAUGGUCUGUGGAAAGAGUUCCAGGUUCCAGGCUUUGGGGAAGUCUUUCACCUUUCACGAAGGACACAGCUCAGAAGGCAGCAGAGAUCUCCUGAAUUCUUUAUAAUUCAACAAUGACUUCAGCGUUGCUUUUCUCACGUGUGUUUUUACAAAAAGUUUGACCACUGUAAGACCAUUUUAAGAUCUGUAGAAUUAAGAUCUGUAGAAUUAAGCAAAGGCAGCAUUUUAGUUACUAUUUAUAUUUGGAGCUAGGGGAGGAAGGGAGAAAGGGGAUCUUAUAGCUCAAGUAUGGCAGUUUGAUCUAUUUCGGAAGCAGUUUGACAGACUUGCAUCAUCUGUGUGUACUUCUCACUGCGUAGGAGAAUCCAUGCCACAAAUGGGCUGUGAUGAGCAUUCACUCAGAAAUGGGUUCAUGUCUGAUACCACUGCUCUUGGAUGAACACUGAUUAUUGAUAGCUUGCCUCAUACCUCUAUAGUUUCACUUUCCGUAGUUUGCUAAACACUGAAGCAUUUAUUCAAGAAAGGACACGAGUCCUUCAAAUUCAUAGUUGAAUUUUGGACUGUCGUGUGCAGGGCCAGGAUGGACUUCAAUGAUCCUUGUGGGUCUCUUCCAUCUUAGGAUAUUCAAAGAUUCUGUGGUUGAAGAGGGCAGCCUUACAUCAGAUUUAACGCCAGUAAAUUCUGCUGUGAGUGAAUUAUUUUUCUUUUACAUUUGCCAAGAUUGUGGUUCUGUAGUUUUAAAAUGUAGCCCCAACUUGCUUUUCGGAAAUAAUAUACGCUGCUUCUAGAAGAUCUCUUGAAUUCUUGAUAAGAUAGUGUGGCAUCUAUGUUUAACUUAAAAAUCACCCUUGAGUAAGAUUACAAAAAUACUCAUUCUGCAGCUUUUUUCUUUGCAUGAUAAUCUUGCUGUUCAUCCUUGUAUGUUUUACUGAGGGAGACUUAUACAUGGAUAACUACCAUUUUUUCCCCAUUCUUUUCCUGAGUUCUCCCUCAUUUUUAAGUGUUUGCUUUAAUUUUUCAUAUUGUCUUUUUACAAUUUGACUGACUUCAUAAAUGAGUCAGUGUUUAAAUUUCCUUUAGGUUUUUUUUCCUGUAAAUUAGUUUCCUUUUUUUUUCCCCAACCACUUUGAAGGAAGACUAAAUAUGUUAAGGAAUGUUCUUUUUCUGUCUAACAUUUUAACCUUGAUUUAUUUUGCAGUCUGUGUGCUGACAUAGCAUGACUUUUGUUUCCAGUAUAUGAAAGAAAAACACAUCCACACCAAUGGUAUUUAGACUGAAAAAUAGCCUUGGUCUACAACAAUUCUGGCUAUUUAGUAGUUUUAAGUACCUAAAUGCACAUUUUUAUAAUAUUUCAUCAUAUGGCAAAUGAAUACAGGCCUUUUAUCCCUUUGGUUGUUCUUUGGAUUUGGGUUGUUUGUUCAGGUGUGAUUUUUGCUGAUUUCUUUUUCUUAGUAUAAUGUUGGUAUUUCUAUUAGAGGCUUUGGUUGAAAUGUCAGAUGGAUGUUUUUUCUGCAAGUUGGUGUGUAGACCUGGAACAAUCACUGUGAUAUACUCCUGUGAACUGCUGGCAUUGGUAAAAAUUAUGUGAAACCUGCUUACCAGUAAAUGCACAGGGAUAUUUUUCAGCUUACUGUGUAUGUUGUGGUUUUUAAAAGUAAAGGAGAUUCUUGAAGACCAUAUAGAACUUGUGGCACAAAGAGGUCUUUGCAAGGUCAGAAGCAGUAAAUUACUGGCUUUCAACCUGAGGUUUGUGGCUACCUUCUGAGGAAUCCACAAAAAGUAAUUUAAAAUUAGAUCUACUAUUGGUAGGUUUAUAUUUGCUACCCAUGGUUGUGUUCUUCCAUUGGAAAAUUGUAAUGUGCCUGAAAUGAUCAUUUGAGAAUCCCUGAACUAAAAAUAUGGGUUGACGUAAGGUAUUAGCCUAAUGGAAAUGAGCUUAUCAAAGUGAGGAAGUUUUUUUUUCUUCUUUCUGUUGUUGCUUGCUUGGAUUGUUGAGCUUUGACCCUCUGCAGUGUAUGGGCCUCUCUGUCUCUUCUGAUAAGCAUGUAACUUCCUAUUCUGCUAUGUGAGAGCCAUUUCAUGGUUUUGCACAUUCCCAUUGCAUUCUAAUAAGUCUGGCUUUUCAGGUAAUCUAUGAUAGAUCUGCUAUAAGGAUCUAAUUACUUGGGUUUUGGUUUAGGAUCUGCUUAAACAUUAAAAUUACAUCUUCAAAACACCUGAUAAACUGCCACUGAAGCCUGUCUAAAAAGCCAACAGAGCCUGUGAAAGUCUUUAAUGCUGUAAUGUCUGCAGCUAUCCAUGCCAAAACUUUGGUUCAGAGAGGCAGAAAUGUGUGUCUCUCUUGUAUAUGCUCUCUUGAUUCUAGAUUUUUUGAUUGAGAAUGGAAGUGUGAGGAGAAGACACAAAAGGGGUUAUCAGGAGGAGGAUCACUGCGAGCUCUGUAAGACAAAAAUGUGAGUGGUGAGUGAUAUAGCCAAAAUCUGAGCCAUCUGUGUCACUCUAGCCCUUAAGGUUUGAUGCUGUCUUUUUUUAAUUUCCCCUGACGAUUGUGUAGCUCUUCUUGAAAGUAUACUUCUUUUUCUUUCUUUCCUAUUUUUUUUCGAGUUUUUCAGAGUGUACACAAAUCAAAGUAAUUUAUAUGUCCAAAUAUGUCAUUCUCUAAAUUGUGCACAGGAACCCUCAUCAUCCAUGUUAUGUAUAUUUUAUUGCUGCUUCCUUCUUUUCAGUACACAGAGACCAGACUUAUACUCUGAAUACCUUUAUAUCAAUACAUAAAUAAGUUUUGUGGGUGUGAUCAAUACCAAUUAAGUUUAUUUGCAAGCACAGAUCUCACACUGAAGCAACUCUAAAAAGAGUUAGAGCAGGAAUGGGACAAAUAGUGGUCAUCAUGGGAAAAUACUAAUGUUACUUAGAGACAGUGAUGGUAGAGUCUUCUGCCAUUGAGGUACUUUUAACUUCAGUGAGCAGCCUGAUGUGUCAAGCAAAGUCAGGGAAUGAAAGACUAGGAGCAAAACAGCACUGUGUGGGGUGCUUUAAAAGAAAUUUAUUCUUUAAAGCUGUCUUCAGAGGCUGCCUUCUGGUUUCAUCUAAGUUGUUAACUACAGUUGUUGUUCUGAUAAAGAGUAUGUUGGUAGGAGAAUAUUAUUGGCUGAGCUAAUACAACUAGUGAGCAUCUUGAAGUGUUUAUUCUGUAAAUAAAUAGAUAAACAAUUCAGAUAAUUUUUUACCCUUCCCUCCACCCCACAAAUGAAUAAAAAAAACCAAACCCAAAACACAACAGCCCUUUAGAGUGACAACGUUGCAGAAUUAAAAUGGAAGCUACCUUUAUCAUCCUUGGAAAUUAAAUGUUAGGAAACAACUUCCAAUAUCAAAAAAAGUUGUCAGCUUCAGCAACUGGCUCUUAUUUACCAGAGAGCAUUACAUAUAUUGUUGGUUAGAUCCACACUGACUUAACAAGUUUAAGUUGCUUAGAAAAAGUUACUCCUUCUUGUGAGUCUCCCAGGCAUACACUCUGAAUUAGGUUGUUGGCUUAUUAUAAUAAAAACACUGAUCAAAUAACACUCCUCUCAGGAUUGUUUGUCUACUGUAGGAAAAUAAAGCAGUCUGAGCACUCACCAUGCACAGGAAACCUGGAUGCUGGAUCUGUCAUGUUUUGUCUAUAGCUGUUUUCCUCAUGCUUGUCUGUACUUUGGGAGAGCGUGAACAUCAGAUGAUUGGAGUGGGGACAUUUUUCCACUUGGGUCAUAUUUGCAUAUGUAAGGACAGAUGAGAUGUUGAAGCCUGCCUUUAAUCCCUUUCACAGUAUGUCAUCAAUAGUGAUCAAUUUUCUAGUAUUGUUUUAGUCUAACUGGUGAAAUUUUCAUUUCCACAGGCAUAAAACCAGAUGUUGCUGAUCAUUCAUCUUUCUAAUCUGUUGUAUGUCUGAAGACUUUAUGUUGGCAAUACAAGUCUAUUUCCAUUUCUGUGCAUAAUACCCAGGAGAUGUUUUGUUGUCCUUGAGCACCUUAAUUUCUGUGGUGAGACAGUGUUCCCUCCUGGUGCUGGAUAUGCAGGUCACUCACUGUCUGAGCUUGUAAGUGCCAGUGUUGUGGAUGCUGCUGCUUUCUUGUUGGGGUGCUCCAAGCAGUGCUGAAGCCAGGAUACUGGAGCUGAAGCUCCACAGCAGAUAAUCCAAUAAAAGGAUUGAACUUUGCUUUGCAUUUAUUAUUGUUAGCUCCUCCCUGAUCAUUACACCCCAUCCCAUCUCCCCCCACAAGAAUAAACAUCCCCUCACCCCAAUCUCAUCCAUCAGAAUGUGUUUAUUUGCUGUUCAGCUGCUGGUGCAAAUGACCACAUUCCUUUCCAGCUUUGUCUAGGCCGUGGGCCUACUGAGACCUGCUAGGUUUAUGUUUUGAUGUAAGUAGGCUCAGCUUUAGUUUCACUAGUGUCAGUCAAGGGUCUGCUUAAGAAAUCCUCAGAGUCUAUGAAGGUGCUGAAAUGAGCAAGCUCAGGGUGCUGGAGAUUUCCUGAAGCUGGCUGUCUUAGCAUGAUGGAACACAGCAUCAAUGUUUUUCAUAGACUUUUAUAAAGACUGCUUUAGCACUGCUGAAUUUUCUCUCUCCUCCACUUCAGGAACUCUGCUAAGCAAAGGAUAAAUUCAGUCCACUUUACUCUCUGACUAAUAGUGGUAGAAUAUUGUGGUUUAAUUUUACACUGCUGUUUGUUUCUAGUAUAGUCUAUUUAUAAAGUUUCCUUCACUGGAGGGAAAGACCUUGGAAUCCUUCCUCUCCAGCACAAACUUAAGAGCAAGGCUCUUGACCUGAGGGGCUUCCCCUUUGGAAAGUCUCUCAGCAGCACAAAGGUCCUGUACCAGGAGAGAUGGGAAGGCUUUCUCUUAAAUUCCUGUUGCUGAUAUAAAUGCUUUUUGUCAGGACCACAGUUAGGAACGACUCGAUUUUCCACCAAGACUUCCACCAAGACCUGUGGCUUAAGGUUAGUCUAAAGGGGUUGAUACUGGGUCUGGUAUGGAGUGUUGGAGUAGCAGGACUUCACCUAUUUGCCUUUUGGGGGAAUGUUGAAAACCAAGUUUUGGUCCUUAUGAUAGCAUAAUUUCUAUUAGAUGUCAUUAAAAGUAUCAUAAUGUUUUGAUAUAAUGAAAAUAUAAGAAUAAUCUUCUGGUACUAAUACUCUGGUAAUAGCCUAAGCUAAAUGCUACCGAAUGGAGAUUUCUAGGUUGGAGAAAGAAAUUUCUAGGUUUCCCUUCGGUAAGUAUGUGUUAAGCCUAUUAACUUUAGGGAAUUUGUUUGCAUGUAUUUAAAAGAAAUAAAAGUAGAUGUAGAAGAUAGCAGUUGGAAUGCUAGUUAUUUGUUUGCAUUCAGCCCUGAAGUAAAAUGCAAUGUUUAUACAGCAGUAUUCAUUUUCAAACCGCUACUGAAUAAUAAAUCUAGAAACACUUUUUUAGGAUUGGCUCAUAUUAUCUUCACCCUUUACAACUACAAAAAUUGUAGCAAAGAGCUAAUUUGUUCGAGACCACAAAAGUAAUUGGUGGCAAUGCUGUGAUUAAAAUGAAGCCUGCAACUGCAUGCCUGUGUCUGCAGCUGGAAGAAUGUAUUUUUCAAAUUGCUGCUCCUCAGGGUGGCAGUACCUGUGCACUUUCAGAACGGAUGGAGCCAGAGAUGGAGCAGGCAGAUGCUCACUUAUGCCAUGUAGUGCUUUCUCACUGCUUACAACUAUCAGAUACAGCACCUACAGUGGUUUUGUCUGUCAGAUUCAUGAUCUUGGUUUUGUUUGUUUGGUCUUACUUUUUUAUUAGUUCUUACUAGGUGUGAUGUCUCACAGUUACUGCUUUUAACUGCAUUUGCAUACUUCUGUCAUUGUUUAGACACGCUACUUCACAGCUAAACUUACUAUUUCUAUUGAAGUGUACGACUUUGUGUUUUGUACUACAUCCUGGUCUAUUUUUGUGUGAGACUUGAUCUGGUUCUCUGUUUUGGUGAUUUCUAUUUGUGACAGAAAAGUUCCAGGCUUAAAUUUCUUGUUAAUGGCAGUAUUAAACAUAAGUUGUCUCCAGUCCA